GAUGACAGCCCAGAGUGUCUCCCACAAUCCUCCCCUGCACUUGUGAUUGGGCUGUGGGAGUGUGGGCUGGUGUGUUCCUUCCUCACGAAGCUGCUCCUGCUGGGAUAUACGUACAGCACCAGACACCGCUCUCAGCAGCCUCAUCCACUGCCAUAGUGACUAUGUUGUUACUGAUAGAAACGUCCUAUAUCUAAGGCAUUGCUUCCUUGCUUCCAGAAAGAAAAAAAACAACAACAAGUGAGGCUAGAGUCCAGACAUUUAAUCCCUCUGGAGGAAGGCAGGGGACUAUGAGCAGGAUGACUGGGAACAGACCCAAUACUCAGCCAGGGGCAGAUGGUCGUGGCUGCACCACUUUCCAAGUUAAAUGUCACAUUGAAUCAAGUCCUUUCGGAAAGACCCAGCACACUAGCCCAAUAUUAUGUAUUCAGCAAACUGGAAAGAAGCUGCGGGCAAAAGCUACGCCAGUCAGGAAAUCAAAUCUAGAAAAACCCCAAGUACCUCCUAAGCCAGCCCAUCUAAUAUCAGGAGCACAGAAUACGCCUGGCCUAAGAAUCCCUCCCGCACCCUCCAGACCUUUACCAUCCGUACCCAAAAUUGGCAGACGAUCUGGAACAAGAGAAAGGAAUCAGACAAACCUCUCAGACAUCAGUAUUCUCAUUGAAAAGUUUGAAAAUAUCAGGCAACCCAUAACCGUCGUGAAGCAGAACCGCCAUAAUUCUAAACUCAGAAUGGAGCCCGAAUCAGGACCUUCCAAAUGCCCUCGUUCAUCAAGGAAAGAGUCAGCGGUUGAGAGCGGAUUAUCUGCAGAUGAACAAACGGGAUGUGAGGAUAAUGAAUCUGAGAUUUCUCACAGCACGGAACUGUCAAGUUCUGAUAAUAUUAAAUUUAAGGAGUUGAGUAUCACUGACAUCAACAACUGCGGAGAAAGCCUGUCUGUACACAGGAUGGGGGAACCCAGCAGAGAUAAUGGCAAUGAGGAUCUAACAGUAGAUCAAAAUGAUAAUGGUAAAAUACCUAAUCGGGACAGUGGUAUUGACAGCCCCUCAUGUAGUGUUGUAGUGGAGGUGUUUUCUAAUGAUGAGACCACGGAGCAGAGAAAACUCAUAUUACCCGUCACCAUGCUUGAGAUGAAUACUUCCGUUGACCAAAAGAGGGACUCGACUCAGGAUGAAGAUAGUGACAUGGAUGAAGGAAGCAGUGAGGAGCAUGAGAGCACAGAACUGACAAAAACAGAUAACAGUGAGGCCACCAAGUGCACAGAACCACAAAAGCUGUUUAACAUUGCGAAUGAGCUGCUCCACACUGAGGAAGCCUAUGUCAAGAGGUUACAUCUGCUCGAUCAGGUAUUCUGCAUGGAAUUAGCAGCGGCUGGAAUUCCAUCAGAAGUGACCACUGGGAUAUUUUCUAAUAUUUCAUCAAUCUACUGCUUUCACGGCCAGUUCCUUCUGCCAGAGCUUAAGGCGCGGAUAACCCAGGAGUGGAAUACUAACCCACGGAUUGGAGAUAUUCUGCAAAAGCUUGCUCCAUUCCUGAAGAUGUACGGGGAAUAUGUAGGGAACUUUGACAAAGCUAUGGACAUGGUGAAUACCUGGACACAGAGGUCUCCUGUCUUCAAAGAGGUCAUCCACACUAUUCAGAAAGAGGAGGUCUGUGGGAAUCUGACAUUGCAGCAUCACAUGCUGGAGCCCGUCCAACGAAUUCCUCGCUAUGAACUUCUCCUGAAAGAUUAUUUAAAGAAACUGCCCGAGGAUUCUCCGGAUAGAAAGGAUUCCGAGAAAUCCCUGGAGCUUAUUUCCACUGCGGCGAAUCACUCCAAUGCAGCCAUUCGGAAGAUGGAAAAGAUGCACAAACUGCUGGAGGUGUAUGAGCGGCUGGGAGGCGAGGAGGAUAUUGUGAACCCUGCAAAUGAACUCAUCAAGGAAGGACAUAUUCAGAAACUGUCAGCAAAGAAUGGGACAACGCAAGACCGCUAUCUAUACCUGUUUAACAGUAUGAUGCUGUAUUGUGUUCCCAAAUUGAGACUGAUGGGACAGAAGUUCAGCGUCCGGGAGAAGAUCGAUAUUGCCGGUAUUCAGGUCCAGGAAAUUGUGAAACAAAACGCAUCACGCACCUUCCUGAUAACAGGGAAGAAACGGUCGCUGGAACUGCAGGCCAGGACAGAGGAGGAGAAAAAAGACUGGAUCCAGGUUAUUCAAGCAACGAUUGAAAAACACAAACAAAACAGUGAAACGUUCCGAGCGUUUAAUAAUUCCUUCUCCCGGGAAGAAGAUCAUUGCCCGGACUCACCGAUAUCAACUCCCGGAUCAUACGAAUCAGCACCAGGGUCAGACGGAUGCAACUCACCAGGAGGACCGGAAUCAUUCCGAAAAUCUAUCAAGCUAAAACGUGACAAAGAAAAGCAGAAUUGCAAAGGAUGUGGUGAAAGCUUCAACUCUAUUACAAAGAGGCGACACCACUGCAAGCAAUGUGGGGCGGUUAUUUGUGCAAAGUGUUCUGAAUUCAAGCUUCUUGCAGAAAAUGCGCGUAGUAAUCGGGUUUGUAAAGACUGUUUUGUGUUGAGCUCUGCGCCGUGCAGUCCUGGGGGAGCUGACGUCUCUGAAAUGAAGAAGAAAAAUAAUCUAGAGAAGCAGAUUUCCUUAUCACUAGAAAGUAGUUUGAUGAGCAGCAGCCUCCUGAUCCUGGAGAAGGGGAAGGCCUGGCAAAAAAUGUGGUCCUAUGUCCCGAAGAGUGAACCUCUUGUUAUGUAUCUUCAGGGUUGCAGUCAGGACGGUCGAACUUCACGCGCCAUUCCGCUGCCUGGCUACGAAGUCAGUUUACCAAGCACCAGUGAUAAAGUGGACUUAAAACAUGUGUUUAAAUUAAGCCAGUCCCAGCAAACGUUGUUUUUUGGAGCGGAGGAUGAAGAUCUGCUGAUGAAAUGGAUGGGGGUUCUAAGUCGAGCAUCAAAAGGAGACACAUUAGACCCUACAGAAUAUGUUGAGAACAUGUAAAUUCCCGUAUUAACAGUCCUUUGUUUAUCACGAAAAAAUCUCUGAAUCAUGAUGCAGUAACGUUCUUGACAUUGUCGUGUUUACGUAUUAACAUCUGUGGUGUCCCCCAUUGUAUGUGAUUUUUCAUAUUUGUACCUGUGUCAAUGAAUACCGCGUGUAUUUUUUAUGCCCAAUGGACGGAACAUUCGACGGAUGUCAUGAGGUUGCAGUUACAGCACAUGAAUUACAGCACAUGAAUUACAGCACACAAUUUUCAGUCUACUGUUUUGUAUAUGUGUAUUUAAGAAAAAUAGACCACCCCAAAUACUAUUUAGUACAGAUCGUAUAUGUGAAUAGUUAAUUGUUACCUUUUAAACAUCCACAACUGAAAUAUAGGAUGACGGGUUACCAGCAGCCAAGCACAGUAGCCACAGCCUCAUCAGAGCACAUUUGGAAGUGGACAAAAGUUGUGGCUGGCCACUGACCAUUCCUACACCGUUCACCUCCUUGAAACCUCAAGUACUUGCCUUGUUGUAGCUGUCUAAUAUCGAGUAUUGCUCUUAAGUUAUGAUUGUAUCAGCUCAUUUGACAUGCCACCUAUUGAUGAUAGGGGGUGGGGGGAAUCUCUGUAAAGUGUUGUCAUUAUGUUAAACCUAUAACAUACAGUGGAAGGAUUACCCAUGCAGCCUGCAUAGGAAGUACUCCGCAGCCUGCAGAGGAAGUACUCCGCAGCCUGCAGAGGAAGUACUCCGCAGCCUGCAGAGGAAGUACUCCGCAGCCUGCAGAGGCAGUACUCCGCAGCCUGCAUAGGAAGUACUCCGCAGCCUGCAUAGGAAGUACUCCGCAGCCUGCAGAGGAAGUACUCCGCAGCCUGCAGAGGAAGUACUCCGCAGCCUGCAGAGGAAGUACUCCGCAGCCUCCAUAGGAAGUACUCCGCAGCCUGCAUAGGAAGUACUCCGCAGCCUGCAUAGGAAGUACUCCGCAGCCUGCAGAGGAAGUAUUCCCAGACCAAGCACCUUCUGCAUGACUGAAUAGCUGUAAACCCUUUUUAUAAAGUCUGUAUGAAACAUUUAUAGCACUGCUGGGAACAUGGGGUUUGAUUGUUUGUUUGUUUGUUUGUUUUGUUAUUUCCGGUUAACUUUGUUUUUAUUUAUGAUUUGUAAAUAUUGUUAUAUACAUAUUUUCAGACAUUUUAAAAAGAAAAAUAAGCUAAUAAAAAGUUUAGCACAGAGCGUCUCAGGAUAUAUUUAAUGGUCUUAUAAUUUAUGUUAUGUGUUUUGUUUAAUGCCCAAAUCAGUUAAUACGACAAUUUUGAGUCCCUGUGUCUCAUCAACAUAGUGAACAGCAUGGUGUUUCCUAGUAACAAGCACGUCCACUGUUGGUUUGAGAAAAAUACAUUUUGUCAGAUUGCUGGGUUUGUGUAAUGUUUCAGCAUCCUACUGACACACUGUAACACAUGAUGGCUAGAUUUUUCUAUUUUUUGGAAGGGUUUUUAUUUCUAUACUUUUUGCAUGCAAAGUUGCUGUUCUUUAUAUAGCGCACACAUAUUCUGCAGCACUUUACAGAAAAUAUUUGACCACUCACAUCAGUCCCUGCCCCAGUGGAGCUUACAAUCUAUAUUCCCUACCACAUGUACACACACACAUUCACACUAGGGUUAAUUUUUGUUGGGAGCCAAUAAACCUACCAGUAUAUUUUUGGAAUGUGGGAGAAACUGGAGUACUUGGAGGAAACCCACACAAGCACAGGGAGAAUAUAGAAACUCUGCACAGUUAGGGCCAUUGUGGGAAUCGAACCCAUGAUCUCAGUGCUGGGAGGCAGUAAUGCUAACCAUAAUUUUGUCAAAUAUUUGUCAAUAUUUGUAAUUUUUAUAAACAUACAUUGGACGAUUUUGUUCGAAUAAAAAGAUAAUUAAAUCUA
Molecule: messenger RNA, 4889 nt
Organism: Pseudophryne corroboree (corroboree frog)
Lineage: Eukaryota; Metazoa; Chordata; Amphibia; Anura; Myobatrachidae
Gene: FGD3
Product: FYVE, RhoGEF and PH domain containing 3
Exons: 19
Coding region: 288-2990 (900 amino acids)
Biological process (GO): cytoskeleton organization; filopodium assembly
Cellular component (GO): cytoplasm
Molecular function (GO): metal ion binding; guanyl-nucleotide exchange factor activity
Source: RefSeq, a predicted model, not a curated record